Pseudozyma hubeiensis SY62 is the source of this 4122-nucleotide messenger RNA. RefSeq lists its product as hypothetical. The transcript is spliced from 5 exons. NCBI's taxonomy places the organism in Eukaryota, Fungi, Basidiomycota, Ustilaginomycetes, Ustilaginales, Ustilaginaceae. The record is from RefSeq and is a predicted model, not a curated record. Gene Ontology annotation, biological process: ubiquitin-dependent protein catabolic process. Bases 1 to 4122 code for a protein of 1373 amino acids.
AUGAAUUAUCAACUCUCCCCCACUUCGUGUCGUCAAUUCGGGCAUCCGCGAUCGAAUUGGCUUCACAUCGAACAGGCGGACAAGAGCGGCUCUGAGUCGACCCGAUGGGUGACGCUGGUCAGCGAGGACGGCUAUCGAUUCCUGGUCGACAAUGCUACUGUGAUGGCAUCUCCGACGAUCAAAACCAUGCUCUCCAUGGGUGAAGGAGGAGGAUUCGCAGAGGCAGAGAGCAACACUGCGCGGCUUCAGAUCCGAGGAGAAGUGCUGGAAAAGGUGAUCGAGUACUUGCACUUCAAGACCAAGUAUGGGGCAGCGGCAGACAUGGACGUGCCCGACUUCAAAAACCGUAUCCCACCCGAGAUCGCGUUGGAGCUGUUGAUGGCUGCCGACUUCCUAGAACCGGGGACAGGCUCAAGUCCAACUCGGUCGGCUGGCAGCACCAGCGAGCGCGUCAGCACGCGCAAAAUUCGCACUGUAAGAGGCAAGGAUGCGAUACAACUCCAGAGCGACAACCUGUUCGCGCUUGGUCGAAUGCAGCGAAAGACUGCGCGUGUCAGGCUGGACCAAGCCACGCCAACUUCAGAAGCAUCGGAAUCAAGCCGUGACUCGCCAGGCAAGCGUCCGCUAACCAUGAUCGAUCCUUACCAUCUAUAUAUGGGCGGGCGCCGCUCGAGUGUUCGACAAACGUCCGACUCCAAGGCAAGCAAUACGGCGUCCAAGCAGCCGGACGCUUCUGCCUCCGCAACCACAUCCAAGGACAGCUCGGUCGAUUCCAGGUCGCAGCAGAGCUCUUAUCUUGGCGGCGACAGUCUUUCGCCCGUGAGCACCAUUUCGACCGACCAUGCCCCCAAGGCGAGCCUGGCGCCUUCUGGCUCGCCGAGUAGCGCCGCUUCUCUUCCGCACAGGCUGCCCGAAUUCGAGCACUUCCGGCAAAGCAGCCCUUUGAUGCCCGAGUUCUACCCUCGCACCUCCGAGUUCUUCAGCCAGGGUCGUCGACGAAGCAGCAUCGCCGUCAGUCCGGAAACGUCUGCUGCAUCAGCGUCGCUGGCCGCGGUCGUCAGUCCUGCUCCUGCCAUUCAGGAGGCCUCGAUCCCUCCUUCUCGUAUCGGCGGCGGCGGCAGCGUUGGUGGCGGCAGCAACAUGACAAAGAGGGCCGACUCGUUCCAUCUACCUCUCACCUUUGAGGAGCCCGAGUCGCUGCUAGGUGAACAGCUUCCCGUCCGCCUCGGUCUCGCACCGCCUUCUCACUCGCAUGGCUUGUCAGCUACCGACGUGACCUACAAGGCGCGCGUCGGUCAUGGAUACUACUUUUUCACGCCUCCGCCGGCACCGCGUCCUCCACCGACGUCCAAGUCGUCCUUGCGGCCGUCGCUGCUACGACGAAACACGGACGCUUCGGACAAGUCGGGCCUCUCGCUCAACACAAGGGUCUCGUCAACCACGCCCGUUCAUUCGAGUCCAUCGUCCAUCUCGCCCAGCACGGCUGCCACAUCGCCGCAGCGUGCGCGCGCCAACAGCUCCAUCACCAGCCUCCCUGCACCGACACUCGCGGCUCAAGCCAGCAGCUCCAAGGCCUCUGCAUCGUCAUCGCGUACUCGCUUGCCUCCGCCUUCGCCAGACUGCUGGGAUCCAGAGGCUUACUUUACCAGGACACGAUCGCGCGUCAAAGGUAGAAUGCGCGAGUUCGUCUACCACGCCUUUCCCCUCUCGACGGUGCCUUAUUGGCACGGCUACAGCAACGAGACGAUCGAAGCCGAAAUGACGACCCAUCUCAACGUCAACGCCGCACUUCACGGCAACACUCUCAGACACUUUCCCGAGGGCUCGCGUCCCGCUCGCGUGCUCGAUCUGGGCUGCGGUAGGGGCGUUUGGUGCCUCGAUAUGGCACGCGAAUGGAAGACGUCUGAAUUGAUCGGUCUCGACGUGGUUCCGAUCCAACCACCGAUGCAUCAGCUGGCCGAUGCGGACCUCGAGCGUCGCGUCAGCUGGGUUGUGGCCAACUUCCUCGACCCUCUGCCCUUUCCUGAUGCGAGCUUCGACUACGUGCACAUGCGCUUUGUACUUCAGGGUGUGCCCGAGGAUAAGUGGGUGGACAUCUUCUCUGAGGUCAGGCGCAUAUUGGCCCCGGGAGGCGUGUUUGAAUUGGUCGAGGGCAACCACAGCUUCUUUGGCCAUGCGAGCCUCAUCGAUGUGCAGGAACUCAAGGACCUCGAGCACGGUCGCACCGCGACAAAGAUAGGUGUAGGUGUCAAGAUGCCCAAACGUCUCAAAGUGCUCAAUAAUGGCUCCGAUUCGACCGACAUCGAUGCGAUCGAGGUGGUGCUGGAAAGGAUGAUGCAGAGGCGUUUCAUCAACCCGACGCCAUUGUCGGUGAUCCCAUCGUCGUUGCUGCUGCCUGGAUUCUCGAACAUCGCCACUGGAAAUCCUCGCCACAUUCCCGUGUAUGCCGAAUCGAGCGCGCAACGGGCACGCGCGCGUGCUGCAGCCGCAGCGUCCGGCAACGAAGCCGGUGCUUCCUCCGCCAACGCCACUUCCAGCGAAGAUGAGACCAACCUCCAGGACAAGUACACCAGCCGGAGUCAGAUCGGCGCACCGCUCAAAUCGGGAUUCGCCAUGACCGAUCAGGACCUCUUCAGCGCUUUCACGAUCCUGCAACAGCUCGACCACUUCUCUUCCAGUCGAGAGCUCGUCUGGGCCGAAGCCGAGGAAGAGAAACGAAGCCUUCAAGGUGUACCGCAGCCUCCACUGGCACCCAUGGACAACAGCCGACGCUUCGGUCAGGGCAAUCCUGCCGCGUUGAAGCCGUUUGCACAUCCAUGGAAGUCGAAGGAUGAGUUCUUCCGAGCAAUCGACGCAUGGAUCGAGUCGACGAAGGCGUCAGCGGACUUGGAGCACAUGCUGCGCAAGUAUCUGGGCUGGGAACAGGCGCAUGAUGAUCUGACGGUGGAAGGGCGAAAGUAUGCAGAGAGGAGGAGGAAGAUGAGCGUUUCGUCCGCGGCGUUUCCCUCACUCGGGCUGGACCAGCUUGCGAUGGAUGGGGCGCCGGACAAGGCAGAUGCCGGGAGCAGACAAGACUCGCUGGCUGCGUCGCGUGAUGCACGAAGCUCGGUGCUGAGUCCUGAGAGUGGAUCGACGUUUGCAGUUUCGACGACGCAUGCGCACGAAGCGCCAGCUCGACUCCAGACUACCCGCUUGUCCGCGCCCGACGCUCGGACAGGUAUGCAAACAGAUGCGCAAGAGGCCGAUGCCAGCGGCAAGGUGGUGGACAAUGGUAAGAAGAAGAAGAAAACUUCCAAGCGGCCCAGCAGUAGCGGAGGUGUCGGAUCAUCAGUAGGAAGCAGCGGCGGUCUUGGUGGUGGAACCUUUGGACGGGCACGAACGUUCGGGCGAGGAGGGGCAGCCGCAACGGUACCGGUGCCCCUUCCUGACGCGCCUGCUUUCAUGACAGGGUACGCAUUUGGACCGUCGGCGACCGACAGCAUGUUUCGCGGACCCGCAACCAAAGCUGCCAUCGUCGCGUCUUCUCGAGGCGGUGCAGGUGCCGUCAUGACACCGAGCGGAAGGAAAGCUUCUGUCGGAUCCAGGUCUUUUAGCGAUAAAUCUUCGAUCUCGGGCAAGACGGAACGAGAGGACGCUAAGUCUCAAAUUCUGGACAGUGGUGCGUCCAAGAUGGCCGCUUCGCGUCCUGCGCCAGUGACGGAAGAGCCAUCGCCUGCAGCAGCCUAUGCGGCUACGCAGCGUACUUCGCACGGAUUGGAGGAAGAAUAUCGCCUGCAAAGCGAUCGAGUUCCCGGAAGGAGGUCGUCGAGACCGGUAAGCCCUACAUCGGGGAUUCCGUCUUCCGGCGUGCCAGCACCUGCGCCUUUGGAAACGAAAGCCCGUUCGUUGUCUAGUGGUGCUGCGCUCGGCCGAGCGUCGAUAGGAGCACCGCAGGCGGAUUCGCGCUCGGUCAGCAUGCCGUCGACCAUCGUGGCUGGUCAAGCAGGAAGUGCUGGAGGAAGUGUGAGGAUCGCAGAGCCAGCGGUGAGACCUUCGAGGGGCAGGUCGGCGAGCAAGUCGAACGACAAGGCUGUGGCCAUGAUCGGAUUCUACGACACCACUGGAUUCAUAGCAAUAGCGUAA